UCAAAACAACUAAAGUAUGAGAGAGGGAUAAUAAGGUUUCAGUGAGACAAGAAAAAAGUAAAGGGAGAGAGUGAUGGCAAGAGGAUGGUCCUUUUACAGGGAUUUUCUACCAGUUGUGGUUCUAAUAGGCAAUGAAUGCAAUGACAUGGGUUUACUCACACUCUUCAAAGCAGCCACACUGCAAGGGAUGAACAACCAUGUCUUUGUGGCCUAUGCCUACGCUGUUGCUACCACCAUACUCCUUCCAGUCACUUUUUUCUCCAGAAGAACAAGAGUGGUUCCUCCACUUAGUUUCUCCAUAAUAUCCAAGAUAGUCCUUCUUGGGGUCAUAGGAAGUUCAUCUCAGAUACUUGGUUAUGCUGGAAUUAGCUAUAGUUCUCCAACACUCGCUUCAUCAAUUGGCAAUUUGGUGCCUGCUUUCACUUUCAUACUUGCUGUAAUUUGCAGGAUGGAAAAGUUAGCUGCCAAAAGUAGAAGUAGCCAAGCUAAGGUAAUGGGAAGCAUAAUAUCAAUAGCAGGAGCAUUUGUGUUGACAUUGUACAAAGGCAUACCAAUCAUAAACGCUCACACACAUCUUUCCUUACUACUUCAACGUCCAAUUAUCUUUCUUAGAUCAGAGGAUGCAAGUUGGGCCAUUGCUGCCAUUCUGCUCAUAGGUGACUACUUUCUAACUUCAGUAUGGUACAUUUUACAGGUGGAUAUCUUGAAAGUGUUUCCAGAUGAACUAACUCUAGUUUUCUUUUACAAUGUGACUGCCACCAUAUUAUCUACAGCAGUAGGUUUCUUUGUAGUGCCAAAUCCAAGGGCUUGGAAAGUAGGACUAGAUAUUUCUCUGCUAUCCAUUGUUUGCUCUGGGAUAUUUGGAAAGUUAAUGAGCAAUGUAGUUUAUGCCUGGGCACUGCAUUUAAAGGGGGCAGUCUAUGUAACAUCCUUCAAGCCACUCCAAAUUGUUAUUGCUGUUGCAAUGGGUGUUAUGUUCCUUGAUGAUACUCUUUACAUUGGAAGUGUAGUUGGAGCCACAAUAAUAUCAAUUGGCCUUUAUACUGUACUAUGGGGAAAGGCAACAGAAGAGAUAGAGGAAGAUGUUGGUAGCCUUGGAUCACCAACUGCUGAGAAUGCUCCUCUCUUGCAAAGCUACAUAACUGAAACAUCAGAAAAGAAUGUUUAAAAACAAGCACAAAGUCUUCCACACUCUUAACAUCAUAGAAAACCAUAAAGAACCCAAUUUCUUGUCAUGGAACAGCAGAGUACACAUGACUAUGACAAUGAUGAGGGUCAAAGCUUUGGUUUCAUUGUCCCUCAAGAUGAUCCUAUGUUGCUAUUACCUAUGUGGUUGAUUUGUUUCCCUCCAAAGUAAAGUGAAUGGAAGAUUUUUGCAUAAGACUUUGGACAGGAUUACAUAUUUGCAUUCAAUGAAAGUUCUUUCUUGUCUCCUUUCA
Molecule: messenger RNA, 1439 nt
Organism: Cajanus cajan (pigeon pea)
Lineage: Eukaryota; Viridiplantae; Streptophyta; Magnoliopsida; Fabales; Fabaceae
Product: WAT1-related protein At3g28050
Cellular component (GO): membrane
Molecular function (GO): transmembrane transporter activity
Source: RefSeq, a predicted model, not a curated record